CGUCACAGGUUUUGGCAGUCCGUGGGUGAACUAUUUUCUUCAUUGUUGACCUUUCCUAAAUCUUAGGUGUAAUUAAUACAAUAAUAAGAGUGUAUCGCAUAUUAGGACAAUUUAGUAUACAGUUUAUUUACACCAACAAUGGACUCGGAAGAUGACACAAAGGAUGAUGUGGACUCUGGUAACGAAUCCAGCGGGGACGAUGUCGACUUUGUCAUGGACGAGACUCACAGCACAAGGGAACGGCAGACGGAACUCGAGGAGUAUCCGUACGAAGUGUUGUCCACUGAGGAAAUCGUCCAGCAUAUGGUCGAUUGCAUCAAAGAAGUGAACACAGUAGUCGAGAUUCCAGCGACCACAACACGGAUACUUUUAAAUCAUUUCAAAUGGGAUAAAGAAAAACUUAUGGAAAGAUUUUAUGAUGGUGACCAGGAUCAGUUGUUUAAUGAGGCAAGAGUUAUAAAUCCAUUCAGAAAACCCGUAAUACAGAGGCCAAAGUUGCCAAGAAGAAUAUCGACAUCUGGAACUGAAGAAUGUGAAAUAUGUUUCUCUGUUUUACCUUCAUCAAUAAUGACUGGUUUGGAAUGCGGACACAGGUUCUGUACACAGUGCUGGUGUGAAUAUUUAACAACAAAAAUUAUGGAGGAGGGCUUAGGACAAACGAUAGCGUGCGCGGCGCACGCGUGCGACAUAUUGGUCGACGACGCGACGGUGAUGCGUCUCGUGCGCGACGCCCGCGUGAAGCUCAAGUACCAGCACAUCAUCACUAACAGCUUCGUCGAGUGCAAUCGUCUGCUCCGGUGGUGUCCGUCCCCGGACUGCAACAACGCGGUGAAAGUCGCGUACGUGGAGGCAGCGCCGGUGACGUGCCGGUGUACGCACACCUUCUGCUUCGCCUGCGGGGAGAACUGGCACGAUCCCGUCAGAUGCUGCCUGCUGAGGAAGUGGAUUAAGAAAUGCGACGACGACUCGGAAACGUCAAACUGGAUAGCGGCGAACACGAAGGAAUGUCCCAAGUGCAACGUGACCAUCGAGAAGGAUGGCGGGUGCAACCACAUGGUGUGCAAGAACCAGAACUGCAAGGCAGACUUCUGCUGGGUCUGCCUGGGACCCUGGGAGCCGCAUGGCAGCAGCUGGUAUAACUGUAACAGAUACGACGAGGACGAGGCGAAAGCGGCCCGCGACGCGCAGGAGCGGUCCCGCGCGGCGCUGCAGCGGUACCUGUUCUACUGUAACCGCUACAUGAACCACAUGCAGUCGUUGCGGUUCGAGUCCAAGCUCUACGCCUCCGUCAAGGAGAAGAUGGAGGAGAUGCAGCAGCACAACAUGAGCUGGAUCGAGGUCCAAUUCCUCAAGAAGGCAGUGGACAUCCUAUGCCAGUGCCGCCAGACGCUAAUGUACACGUACGUGUUUGCGUACUAUCUCCGCAAGAACAACCAGAGCGUCAUAUUCGAGGACAACCAACGUGACCUCGAGUCGGCGACCGAGACUCUGUCUGAGUACCUAGAGCGGGAUAUCACUAGUGAGAACUUGGCUGAUAUCAAGCAGAAGGUGCAGGAUAAGUACAGGUACUGCGACAGCCGGCGCAAAGUACUACUGGAGCACGUGCACGAAGGCUACGAGAAGGACUGCUGGGACUACACAGAGUAAUCCUCCCUCUUUGUCACACACACACAACACUCGUGUACAGCUAUCUCUCUCUCAUACGCACCCGCACACUAGCCGGGCUUAACAACGGAAAUGGUAUUAAAUACUCGUUCGAACGUGUCCACAUA
Messenger RNA from Aricia agestis (brown argus), 1772 nucleotides. It is a transcript of the gene ari-1, whose product is annotated as E3 ubiquitin-protein ligase ariadne-1. The record is from RefSeq and is a predicted model, not a curated record. Gene Ontology annotation, molecular function: zinc ion binding; ubiquitin conjugating enzyme binding; ubiquitin protein ligase activity. Gene Ontology annotation, cellular component: cytoplasm; nucleus; ubiquitin ligase complex. NCBI's taxonomy places the organism in Eukaryota, Metazoa, Arthropoda, Insecta, Lepidoptera, Lycaenidae. Gene Ontology annotation, biological process: positive regulation of proteasomal ubiquitin-dependent protein catabolic process; protein polyubiquitination; ubiquitin-dependent protein catabolic process. Bases 139 to 1647 code for a protein of 502 amino acids. The transcript is spliced from 10 exons.